Molecule: messenger RNA, 6349 nt
Organism: Cottoperca gobio
Lineage: Eukaryota; Metazoa; Chordata; Actinopteri; Perciformes; Bovichtidae
Product: RING finger protein 145-like
Exons: 12
Coding region: 248-2563 (771 amino acids)
Biological process (GO): ERAD pathway; proteasome-mediated ubiquitin-dependent protein catabolic process
Cellular component (GO): endomembrane system
Molecular function (GO): zinc ion binding; ubiquitin protein ligase activity
Source: RefSeq, a predicted model, not a curated record
UCGGUACUUCGGGGUAAUGGCUGCUAGGUGAGAUGAGCGGAUCGGCCGCAUCCUUUGAGUUUGAGGCACUUCCAUCGAGAGGACCGUUAACUCGGGCGGUGCCAAGUUAAAAUGGUCGAUAUCCGACCCGAAAAGUAUCCCGAAACAGUUGUACAUAUUGCGAACAUCGUCCUUAAAAUUGCAUCCACUCUUAACAUCCCGUCUUAGUGGUCAGUUCUGCCUGCCGAUCCGAGGAUAAGCUGAGACCAUGGCAGUGAAGGACCGUGUAGAGUCGGUGCUCAAUGUGGGUCUGCGUGUUCCCAGCAUCAUGCUGCUGGAUGUCCUGUACCGCUGGGACGUCAGCUCCUUCUUCCAGAAGAUCCAACGCUCCAGCCUCUCCAACAACCCCCUUUUCCAGUACAAAUACCUGGCACUCUACCUGCACUACGUAGGUUACAUCCUGAGCUUGGUGCUCCUGACUCUGCCUCGUCAGCACCUGGUUAAACUCUACCUGUAUGUCCUUACGGCCUUGCUGCUGUUUGCUGGUCACCAAGUCUCAAGGGAUUAUGUCCGCAGUGAACUGGAGUCUGGCCAUGAAGGGCCUGUCUACUUGGAACCUCUCUCCAUGAACAGAUUCACCACUGCACUCAUAGGUCAGCUGGUGGUGUGUACGCUAUGUUCAUAUGUGAUGCAGACCAAGAGGAUUUGGCUUUUCUCUGCUCACCUUCUCCCUCUGGUGGCCAGACUGUGCCUGGUCCCACUGGAGACCAUCGUCUUCAUCAAUAAGUUCUCCAUGAUCUUCACAGGCCUGGAGGUCAUUUACUUCCUGGCAUCCAAUUUGUUGGUACCAUACAACCUGGCCAAGACAGCCUACAGGGAGCUGGCUCAGGUGGUGGAAGUAUACGGGCUGCUAGCUUUGGGUAUGUCUCUUUGGAACCAGCUGGUACUUCCAGUUCUCUUCAUGUGUUUCUGGCUACUGCUGUUCGCAUUGCAGAUCUACUCCUACUUCAGCUCCAGAGACCAGCCUACCUCAAGGGAGAGGCUCCUUUUCCUCUUUCUUACCAGUAUUGCAGAAUGUUGCAGUACACCGUACUCCCUGCUGGGUCUGGUUUUCACCGUCUCCUUCAUUGCUCUGGGAGUUCUCACACUCUGCAAGUUCUACCUGCAAGGUUACAGAGCCUUUAUGAAUGACAACACCAUGCACAGAGGGAUGACAGAAGGCAUCACCCUGCUGAUCCUCGCUGUCCAGACUGGCCUCAUCGAGCUUCAAGUCAUCCACCGAGCCUUCCUCCUCUCCAUCAUCCUCUUCAUUGUUGUAGCUUCCAUCCUGCAGUCCAUGCUGGAGAUAGCUGACCCCAUAGUCCUGGCCCUGGGAGCAUCAAGAGACAAGAGUUUGUGGAAACACUUCAGAGCAGUCUCACUGUGUCUGUUCCUGCUGAUAUUUCCAGCCUACAUGGCCUAUAUGAUCUGUCAGUUCUUCCACAUGGACUUCUGGCUACUCAUCAUCAUCUCCUCCUCCAUCCUCACGUCACUGCAGGUCCUCGGCACUCUGCUGAUCUACAUUCUCUUCAUGGUGGAGGAGUUUCAAAAGGCUCCAGUGGAGAACAUGGAUGAAGUUAUCUACUGUGUCAACGGGACGUACAGAUUGCUGGAGUUCAUGGUUGCGGUGUGUGUGGUGUGCUACGGCGUGUCGGAGACUGUAUUUGGGGAGUGGAGUGUGAUGGGCAGCACCAUCAUCCUGGUCCACUCGUAUUAUAACGUCUGGCUUAGAGCCCAGCUGGGCUGGCAGAGCUUCCUGCUCAGGAGAGAUGCUGUAAACAAGAUCAAAAGCCUCCCCACAGCCAGCAGCACACAGCUGGAACAGUACAACGACAUCUGUGCUAUCUGCUACCAGGACAUGAACAAUGCUGUGAUCACUCCAUGCAGUCAUUUCUUCCACGCUGGCUGUCUGAAGAAAUGGCUUUAUGUCCAGGAGACAUGCCCCCUCUGUCACUCACAACUCAAGAGCCAAUCACCAACCACCAACCAAGAAGCCCCUGCAGCCAAUCAGAGCCCUGCAGGCCAGGAAGAAGCCACAGCCCAUAAGCAGCAGAACGAUAACGCUCUUCCAGAUGGUGGGAAGGAGGAAGGAACAGGAGAGCAGGAGGGAGGUAGUGGAUCUGCCAUGUCAGCUGGAGAAACCGCCUCCUCCUCCUCCUCCUCCUCCUCCUCCUCCUCCUCCUCCUCCGGUGUGCCCUCUACUCCCCAGCACCUGGCCAAGACUCCUUUAUCAUCAUUAUCAUCAUCUUCUUCUUCUUUUCCUUCCCCACUUGUGACUGAAUCUCAGAACCAGUUGCUCACAGAUCAUCCUUCUUCGUCUUCCUCCUCUUCCUCUGACACAUUGGACACGCACCCCUCUCCUCCAUCUUUCUCCCAAACCUCCUCCUCACUGGCCCAGACAGAGGUGAGCCCUGCUGAGCCCGGCCCUCACCUAAACCCAGGCUUCCUAUUGGACAGCCAGGAGUCACCUGCUGGUCCGUCGUCACAGCUUGACCAGCUCACUUCCCCUUCUGAGGAACAGUCGCCUCCUCCUCGCAGCCUCUGAGCCCCAUCGUAACACACACGACACACGUGCAUGCACAUAUAAACACACAAUCUAAAUACUCCAUCUUCCAAUAUUCUGCCUAUAUUCUACAUCUGCUGUUGGCUAUCCCAUCAUGUCAGACAUUCAAUUCCAAACCUUUCCAUUUUGAGAGAGCAUUGAAAGAAAGAUGGAUGAUUCAAACUUCACAAUUUAUUUUAGGCAAUUGUCUUGGAACAGUUUGUCGAAAUGUGUUUCCAUGAUGAGUUUAACUUUCAUGCCAACAAUGAUUUUAAUUUUCCAUUCAAACCAAAAAGGGGAAAGCAGUAAUCUUAUCUCUAGUUCUACAUCAAGUCCAUGAAAUGUGAAAUCCUGAAUGAAACUGAAAUACUUAGAUCACAGCUUUUGACAUUUAUAUUGGACACAUGAUGACCUUUCUAAAACAAUGCUUAUGUCCUUCUCAUUUCAUGUGAUGGUUGCUCCCAUCAUGCCUUUGUUUGUGCAGCUUCUCUUUUCAUCGCUGUGCAUUUCAUAGUAUUUGGGUUUUCUUCGUUGUCCUGUCUGUGCCAUGAUCCAACGAGGAAGGGGUCAGAGGCAAAGAGAGCCUCGAUAGGUUAGAGAUAAAUGAUGGUUGCGUUUUAAACCGUGAUGAAGUCAUAAAGCUUCAUAGAGUCUACAGAUUUCUCCAUCGAUUCGAUAAAGAGUUUUGGUUUUCACUGUUGGAUGACCGUAGUGUAUUCAUGAAUACACUGAGCAUUAACAGAGACCGAAUGUUGUUUCUUGAGGCCGUCACGUGACCUGAAGCCCGGUGCUAAGCAAGAGGAUACAUAGUGUGGUCUAUUUAAGUGUUACAGUGUGAACAAAUCAAAGGGUUCACAUGGAAGAACGAAUUCAUUUCAUGUGUCAAGUCUUCUCCAUGAUACAGCUUCAAUAUAUGAAUCAAACUUGUUAGGCUGGUCCCAGCAAAAACAGUUCUACUCCUCACCGCCAAACUUUUGUAUAACUGUUAAGAGAUGUUAUUUUUAAGAUAGUUUUUACAUUACUGCUUUAUUGGACAGCCCGCAGUGCAGACGGACUGAAAACAAGGGAGAGAAAAACAGAGAAGGGAGAUAACACACGACAGAGGCCACAGUUUGUAUUUGAACCUUCAGCAUUGUGAGAAUGUGUGUAAAUUCGCCCACCGAGCCGACAAGGAGCCCACACUUUGUUGUCGUUGGGUUUACUUCGUUCAUGGUACUCAUCCGCUCAUCUUCCCGAGCUCAGCUGAUUCUACAAACGCAUUAAACCAGUCCUUCCAAAGUUUGUCAACGAGCGAGCAAGCGAUUGUUGAGACUCUUUCAUAGCAGGGGCCAAUCACCUUGCUCCAUCCACCUCCUUUAUAAACCAAUCACUUCAAAGCACCCUGUGUUUUCUAAGACCAUCAUUAUCCUCCUGCUGCUCAGUCACUCCAUGAAAUGUUACUACCAGCAAAUUGAGCCGUUUGAUAAGAAAGAUAUUUUUUUUUUCACACAUGCUCGCCCGCACACUCUCUCGGUCUGCAUCUGUGCUUAGUAAACGGGGCCGGACGGGGAGAAGUGUGUGUGUGUGUGUUGGAGAGUCUGAAUGAGACUAAAACUUGAGAAUGCUGAGUCCUGAUGCACGCUUAUAUGUAGAGCUUGCACGCUGCCACUGUUACCACAGCAUUUAUUCGUUUGUCUCCAAUGUGCUCUAACCUUGCUACCAAUUGUUUUUAUUUCUUUGCAAUUUUUCUUUUUCUUUUUGGGGUGGGGGGGUUGCAUUUGCACUAAUGUCAUUUAUACUAGCAACGCUCCAAAGCUGUUUUGUUGCUGUCAGCAACCAAAUACCCUCUGAUGUGUUUGUGUACGAGGAAACAGCCCAAUCUGUUAGUGUGUAAUGUAUAUAAACGUUGCUCUGUACGGCAUCUAUAUUAAACCAGAGGAUUGUUGAUAUAUAAAUAAGAUUAGGGCUUGGUUUCUCCAAAGCUUCCUAGUGGUUUGAUGUUCUUUGUUACUUUACAUGCCUGUGAACAAAGACAAACUUGUGGCUAAGAAGCUUUGAGGGAAACCAAGCCUUCUGAUCUGUGAGACCAGCCAGUGUUGCUGCUUCUCCGCUCUGUAUGACGCGUUUUUAAGCUGGUGUGAUCACUCUAGUGCCCUCUACUGUUAGGAGUGGGAUCAGCACGACGCCGACGGACAGGAGAUGCACUAGUUAACCCUCAACUGUAUUACUUACUACCACUAUAACUUAAGGUCUUAUUACUAUGAAUGACUUAAUUGUUGACAUUGGAAAGCGUUGGCCGCAGGGCUGAGAAUGAAUACAUAAUCAAUGUAGGAUCAAACCGGGCCAACGCUGUUUAACUGUUUCUUUUUUUUUUAUUAAGAGAUGAAAAGUUUGAUGUAUUUUGCACAUGUUCCACUAAAAGGUGAACAUAAGGACUUUUCUGUAUUCUUGAACGACUCAUUCUCAUUUUUAUUAUCAGCUCCAUUCCUUCUACUUUGAUGUAAAACAAAGCACUUGAAAUGGUUACAAAGAUUUAAAAAAAAAAAUUCAAUGUGGAGCAUUUGAACUGUGUAAAGCAGAGCGAUCACCUGCGCGACAAAAUGUCAAGAUGAGAACUGUCAUUGGCAACUGUAUGUGAUUUUUGCAGUGCAGUAUUAUGUGAUAAGUAACGGGCAGAGAAGCCUGUCAGCUGUUGAUUCCAGAUGUAUUUGCUCAGUUUAUACUCCAUGUUGGAGAAAUUGCAGGUAUUAGUUCAAUCUCCAGGCUAUGAACUGUGACUUCUCUUUUCAUACUGUCUGGGAUUUAACAUCAAAUGUUUUAAUGCAAUCUUAAGAGUAUACAACAUAAUCAUCUAAUAAUCAAAGAAAGCUUUUUGGAAAAUACAUAUUAUAAAACUCAGCGUUUCAAUCUUUAAAUGCGUUAUUUGCAUUCAGCUUGUGGGUUUGACUUCAUAUAAAAAGCAGCAAUGAAUGUUUAGGCAAGUUGUCCGUGAGCUCUUGUGCCAAACACAUGCAUCACCCUUCACCGCUGCGCUACAUGUUGAGCAGCAUUUAUCUUUACAUAGCAGCUCCUCCGGUCAGCUGUGAGCUCUAGUGUUUGUUUAGAUUGUAAAACAGUACGUUUGCCAUCAAUCCACGUCAGUUAAAACAAAUUAUAUUUAUAUCAUUGCUCUUGAUUGACUUGCUGGUAAAAUAACACAAAAGAAACAAGCCAAUGUGAUCUAAAUGUCCCAAUUAUUUCUUAUUCUGAAACAGUUGAUGUGUAGUCAUUUGAAAUUACCUCCAUUGAAUUGAAUGGAGUAACCAAGAGUAAUAUGAAUACCUAUGAUACAUACAUAUACAUAUGAUAGCUGAAGUCCGUCUCCCAUCUGAAAUCCAGAUGUUUUUGAAGCUCAAUUUAUCACAGUACUUUGCAAAAACGUUACUUUAUAACGCUGAAAAUGUAAGCAAAUAUUGUAAUGGAAUCUGUAGCUGCCACGGAGCGCUCUCAUCACAUUGUUUUUUUUUUUUCUGAAUGCAUUUUAGAAAAAAAACCUCACUGCUGUCUAAUACUAUUGCCUCUGACGAACAGAUGUUAGUUGAUAAUCUUCAGGGCUGAGACGCCCGACAACUUUUUGUUUAAUUAGUUGUUUUGUCUGAUUUUAGUUUUUCCACACACACAUUUAAGACCUGCUCUGUAAAACCUGACUCUGAAUGCAAGUUGUAUUCCGUUAAAAUGCUCCACGGUUGGUUUUGGACUUUCUGCCUGACAUUGCCUUGGUUAUUUUACAAAAAUUGAAUGUCAGAAAUAAAAUGAACCAUCCAUUCUGGA